Xyrichtys novacula (pearly razorfish) is the source of this 14287-nucleotide messenger RNA. The record is from the annotation of a GenBank genome assembly. NCBI's taxonomy places the organism in Eukaryota, Metazoa, Chordata, Actinopteri, Labriformes, Labridae.
GGGAAGGAUUUUCUCAUCGGACUCUGUUGCUGAUUACAUAUUUCAGAAUAGACACUACACUGGUGAGUGUUUUCUUCACAAUUUAAAGCCUUAGGCGCUGACAAACGGAUAUUUAACAGCAUCAGUACAUAAGUUAAGCGUAUUUGGUCUCUGGUGUUUGUCAGUUUCAGACAGUAAAAUGUGAACUGUGAAAACCUGAUGAUAUUAAGGCCUGGGUAGCUGACGUUAGCAGAGCUACGCUAACAUCACACAACAACAGCAGACUAGCUCGGCGGCUAAUGAAACCUGAACAUCAACUUCCUCAGCGUGGACCUGCGUUUGCUGUUCUGUUUGUUCCUCAUUUCUUAGUUCCUGUUUUCUGUAAUGCAGCGCACUCUUUGUUCUCAGUUUUCUAUCUAACCUCCAUGGGCGUUGUUCAUAUAAAGUCUUGUGAAUUAAAUGUAAGGUGGUGUGAAAUCAAAAUUUGGAGUCAAGGCUCGAGCUCGGCUAAGCAACACAUGACGUCAUUUCACGAGAGAGGCACAGCUGUCCCAUAGAGCAGCAGCAGCUGCUGUAAGACAAUAUUCCUCACUAUGGUGAAAAUACCAGUUGACAUUGUGAUCAUUCACAAUGGUAAAACUAAAAGUUGAAGUUGCACUCUUCACAUUAAAAGAAAUCAUCUCAGGGUCAGACCGGCAGGCUCGGGGAGUAGAGGUGUUCGAGCAGAAGCAGUGUUUAGAUGCAGUUGUAGAUUUGAUUUGAUCAAACAUUAAUCCCAGAACCAAUAUGAUGUAGUUUUCAAAUACUACAUUGUAUCGUAAUAGAAGUAGAUGGUUUUGUAUAGGAGGGUGUCCCUGUCCAUAGAGGCCGACGUCUUGCACUGCCAUGUUUGUACAGUAGCAUUUGAUAGAUGUACUAUUAAAGGCCACACAUGUUGUUGAAUUUAGUGUUUGGCUGCGAAAAAAUGCACGAGAAGAAAGACAAAAAAAGGAAGUAACUGUCAUGUGCACAAGAACAUGCACCACAGGAGUUUUUUGUCCUCAAAGGCCACCAUUUUUUAUGGAACCUUACUGACUGGAGGGGUGAGCAAGGGGGCAUUUUAGUCUUGAAUUUGGAAAUAUCACAAACAUUUUAACUUCUACAAAUUUUAACUGUUUACAGUAUGUCAGGGGAAGAUAUGAUACCAAUCUUAGGAAAACAGAUUGGCUGAUGGCUGAUGUGUGAUGCUGAUGUCACAAUGUGUGAUUUUUAAAAAGUAAAUAGUGAAUCAGUUUGUUUUUCUUUUGCAUUUAACAAAACAAAACUAUUGAACAAUAUCAACAAAUGAAGAAGAAAUAGCUUAAAUUUAGUAAAUAUUUAACCACAUUUCUGAUUAACAGCCUGAAAUUGUUUAGAAAGACAAGUAAUACAUGUUAAAAAAUAUUGGGGUAAAAUGAAAAAGACAGCCAUCUACAGAGUCAUUGUUUAAUACACAGUGAAAUCUAGUACAAAUGGUUUUCUUGGCUUCUAAUGUUUUAGGUGGGUCAUUAACACAUCAGUGGAAAGACACAUGGUAAACGUGGCUUGUUGUCAUUCCUAAAUUAGGGUAUAAUGCAAUAUUAUAGCUAAGCCAAUGACUGUUUUGAAUUGGAUAUACUGUUAAUGGGUAGUUGGACAGACAUGUUGUCAUGUAGCAAAGAUGAUGAUGAUGUUGGCCUUUUGAGGUCCAAUGUCUAUUAUGUUAAAAUGCCAAUAAUCAGACAAAUUAAUCAGCUUGCCAAAUUAAUUGGUCUAUCUCUAAUUUCCACACACUGCAAACUGCCAUAAAAAUUUGACGUCAUCAGACACUACAGAACUAGUGAAUUUCCUCUCAGGGAUAAACAAAGUUCUUCUUAUCUUACUUCUUACAUGACAGUGUAGUUUGUGCAAUUGUGGCGAUUUGUUUUUAUAUCUCAUUUUAUGCUAGAUCAUCGUGGCAGAGCUACAUAAAAGUCUAUCAGUAGACAGGACUACUUUGAAGCAGAUUAGGUGACCAUUUUAAAAAAAUAUUUGUUGUUAAAUUUCCUAUCAACACAUUUUUAGAUAACUCCUAGCCACAGUAACCAACAUUUAAGUGAACCUGUCUGACAUGUUGUACUCCUUCUAUGUUUAUUCAUUGACAUUUAACAUGUAAUUAAACAGCAAAGAUUUUUCUCUCACGUUCUUUCUUUCUUUGCAAGCAGGUGGAGGGAUGAGUCUCUCCCCUGUGAUUGGCACAGAGGUGCCAGAAACAGCUAAUGGGGAAGUGACUCCCGUCUCUUCAGAGAAUGGCCCUCAUGUUCCCACCAUCUCUGGGAAAUGUGGUGAAAGCAGGGUGCCCUGUUCUGUGGAGGAAUCAGAGGACAGAGCCCUUAGACACACAGAAAAUCAUGUAGAUGUGGAAAACAUAGUUUACUAUGGCGAAGGCCGCUUGGACACCGAAACUUACCAUAAUGAGAGAACAUCUAGUUUAUCAUCUCACACAUCCAAUGUGACAGACCCCUCAGGGGAUUCAGAAUCGGGCUCCAAAGACACAGACAUUCCCGAGGCCUCAGACACUGCUGAGCCUGCUAGUGCACCACUGCGGUUGGACUUAAAACAGCAAGCACACUCCAAAGACUCAUCUUUACAAGAAGACCUUGCCAACAAUUACAGACAGCAGACAGAUGGAGAAAGUGUAGAUGGAAGCAUUGGCAGACAGGAAGAGGAGGAGGAGGAGGAGGAAGAAGAUGAGGAGGAGGAGGAGGAGGAUGGAGAGAAGGAAAAGCAGGAUGAAGAGGAUGAUGAGAAGAAGGAAAAAAAGUGGAGAAAUCAGCAUGCAGGAGGAAGAACAGAGGUGGAGGUAAGUGCACUGAGGGAAUGUGCAAGUUCAUAAGAUUAUGUGUACCAGUGAGAGUGGGGGGAAUAAUGGGAUCCAUGGAGAAACCACUGAGGUAAGGUGCACUGCAUGAAUCACAGGAAGGGCAAAGAAAUCACUCUCCACUAAGAUUCAGAGUGCUUUGAAUUAUCUACAACAUGGAUCAUCAUUUUUCUAAACGUCUGACUUUGAAGGUGUGGUAGACAGCCCUCAAGCAGAGUGAAAGGAUGGUUGAUAUGAAGCAGUAAACAGAUGUUGCUCUCAUCUUGUGUCUAAAUGACCUGUCUGCAUGAUUUGACCAGAUGUACUUAAACCUUCUUUCUUCUCUUCCACUCCACUCCUGGUCACACUCCACUCAACACUCUCUAGUCAUCACGACACUACUCCUCCUCAGCCCCUGGUCCCAGCACUUCGUCCUCGUCCUCUCCACCUCCUCUUCUUCCCUCAGAAGAUCUGCCCUGCCCUCCCCAUGUCAUGGCUCAGGUCUGGGUGCGCAAUGUCCGGGGAAUGCAGGACAGCAAGAGCCUGGAUGAAAUCAGCCAAGCGUGUGGAGGUUGGUAUCUUUUGGGUCAGUUUUUGCAUCCUAACUAUCUGAAGAUAAGCUUCCAUAUUUUAAGGACUCCAAAAUUAUUGUCACAAAACCUUCAAGUGAUUGUGGCAUGUGCUUCACAGGUGGUUCAGGAGCACGAGGAGGAGGCAGAGGUGGCCAAUCCGAGGGUCGAAGGGCCACAAUCUCCUCAGCUCUGGAGCUCGAAGGGACAGUCAGCCACGAAGGAGACUUGACGAACUUCAUCACCAAGAACCUGGAGCAGAAAAUCAAGAUGAGCUCCAAGCCCAGUCUGGACUGCAGUGACUGUGAGUAUGGAGCUUAAACAAACUUCACCACAUUCAUAUUGUUAUUUUGUAACUUGUAUAACCCACAACACAAUUUAUUGAUUCCACCUAAUAAUUUCAAAGUGAAUAGAAAUGCGGGCCAAAGAGGUAUGUGCAGGUAGAUGUGUGUUUUACAAGUGUUGGCACAAGAGGGUUCGCAUAUACACUCUAGUCAAUAUUUGUUUGUAUCAGUGUUCAUUUCAUUAUCAAAAAUAGUAGUAAUGAGUUGUCAAUGAACUUACUUCUAUGAUGACGAGGUGAUUAUAAGCUAAAAUCACAUUGUAGAAACUCUUAAUAUUUGUUUUGUGUUUGUCAGCAAAAUAGUUAGAAGACCUAAUUGUUGGUGGUGGAUCAUCAGACAUCCAAAAUCUGUGAUAUUAUCCUCUGAUGUGAACCCGAUCUCUCACUCAUAAUUCAAGCAUUCUUGUGACUGAAUGAAUUAGCAAGAUCUCUGACAGUCAGCAGCUCAGCAGGGACAGAACAGCAACAGCAUUACAUUGGUGGUAGAGUCUGGUCUAUGUUUUCCAACUAGCUAAAGUAUCCAGAUAUUACACCAAAUAAAAACAACAAGACAGCAAAAAUUGAAACACUGAGUACAACGCAGGUACUGUUUUAUGAUCAGCUGAAUGGAUGACUUCAAAACCAAAACAUCUUGACUGAAAGUGAUGACUUUGAUGUUUCUGACUAGACUGAAACUAAAAGGCCAAUAAAAGAGAAAUUGUUACUAAAACUUAUAAGCAUUUUCUUCUAAAGGUUGAGGACUCAAUUUAAAAUAGCUGCAGAAAUAAACACUACAUCCUGAUAGACAGACUGUGCUCAUUCAUGUCUGUUUUCUAUGACUCUGUGACAUUUGAGUGUAAGCUGGCUCUGUGGAACAGUUGUUUGAGUUUUCUUGUGCAGAGGGAGCUGUCAGACUUGGCAUCUCUGCAGGUUAAUAACAUUUUUUAUUGGUGGUAGUGCUGGAACUGCAUUGCAGGGUAUCUGACUUUGUCAUAACCACAGCCAGUUAUCCCCACAGGGGUGAACACACCCAGUCUGCCACUACUCAUCUUUUAUGCAUUACUUUGGACUUGUCCUAACCAUAAGAGGUAAUGGAUCCACUGUGUUAAGCAAAUGAAUAGCAGGGUCUGAUGGAUGCUAACAUGGAUCAUCUCCUCCCCUGUAGUGCUCAGAGUACAGCAGUAUGUAUUAGCUUCUUCAGGAAAAUUUGAAUUGAACUCAUAUCUAACACCUAUUUAAGACCCGAUUCUUUCUAAAUUGAUUCUUAACUUUGUAUUUAUCCUUUUUUCUCUUUGUGACCUGGCCCUCCUUUUGAUCUGAGCACAUCUAUGUUAGCCUUUGUAAGAGAAUACAAGACUGUAGGUUGUUUAACCAGGCUGACUAAUGCUGGGCUUCCACCAAACGAUUUUCACAGUCCCAGACAUAAAAAUUGAAAGUCUGAAGUAAAUCCUGGAGUUUUACUAGAGUCACAGCGCAGUCACAGUGCGCUCCCGUCAUCUCGAUCGUCAAGCUUAAGGUGGUAAUCAGCACUGUUUUGUAUCAGUCUUUUCCUAGUCUUGGGUCUGCGACAAUAUCAAAUGUGUUUGAUGUGAUCGCAAAUCGCAGUGAUGUAACACAACCAACAACCGGUAGAUGAGCUCUAGCAGAGAAGGAAACCUGACAGUCAAAACAAGAAGAACAAGAAUCUAUGAAGAAUAACGGGAUAAAAAAGGAGUGGAUAGUGGAGCUGUGGGGAGAUCAGCCUGGCCUGUUCAACAUCAACCACAGGGUUUCCCUACAUGUAAUGGCGCACCACCAUGGCUAAAUAAAAGCCGCCACAUCUAAACAAUGACGUUUUUUUAAGCGCUACCUCGGACUCGGUAUGUAUCAAUAUACGCAGCACACAUGGGCUGCACCACGGGGCGUGCGUGCUGAGUAUUAACAUUACUGAGUUCAUAGUUGUCAGAUGUGAACACACAGCUGAUUAACGAGCCACCCCCCCUUCGAAUCACACACCACCACAGAUAGAUUCCCCACCAGUGGGCAACACUGAAUUGUCAAAAAAGGCUAAAUGAAUCUAGUUGUAGUCUUGUAAAUAGUGACCCUGCAAGAUUCACAGUCUUUGUAAAUCUCAGUCUGAGACUCAGUCUGAGGUGAUAGUUUUCCAGGAGUCUUUUCCAAAUCUUCUCAAAGUCCUCUGAAGGAAAGCUGGCCAAAGUGAAAGUGAGGCCCUUAAAUGUCAUGUAUAAGUGCACCCACAGGAUGUGAGGAAAAGCUGCAGCAUGUAAAGGCAUGUUUAAUAAUGCAGUAACAAGAUCACUCGCAAUAAAUUAGCUGAUCCUGAAGCAUGCUUACAUUGUAUGAUGUUACCGUUCUUAUGUCUUGGCCCUGUUAGGCAUGUUUUAAAGAGUUCCUGACUUUGUCACACAUUCACUUGACACCUACUGCAUUUUGAAAUAAUUCCAAAAUGCAGAGCUGUGUUUGUUUUUCCUCAGGAGGCCUUUGUUAACUUUAUUCCCACUGUCUUUGUUUUACAAUUCCUGUCUCGGGGAGAUUUUUAGAUAAUGAUUAAAUUUAACUAAGAGUCAGACUUUGCCCUUGGUCACACUAUCUUUUAUCCGUUUCCGGGUAAUUGAAUUGGCCUGAAACAGUUUUAACACAGCUGUAGAAGCUUAACCUCCAGAAAUGGACACAGAUAGGAUUCUUUAGAAGGUGACACAUACACAGGUUCUUCAUACAUCAAAUCCUUUUUAUUAAUGUAGCAGGUUGACCAGGUCUAUUAGCUGCAAUCUGUCUUGUCAAAUUUUCUACGGGUAAGACAGAAAUUGCCGCUCCUCUUUCAGAGAAAAAACCCCUUUGGUAUACAGUGUCAGUAAAACCAGCCGUUUCAUUUAAAGACAGGAAAACAGUCAAUGUGCCCUGUGUGGCAGGCAGCCACUCCCUCUACCUGCUGAUUCAAUUAGGAUGGAUGACUCAGACUUUGUUUAGACUGGGGGGAUUUAUAACUGAGGCCCCGCUGCAGCCUGACAGGAAUCAUUUUCAGAGAUGGAAACCUGUUUCAUUUGGUCCACCGGCUGCAGGCAAUUUGUCAAUCCAAAGAUGGAUUGAUUGAAGGCACACAUGUUCCGCAAGAUUGGUGCCUUCAUUAGUUCAAAUCUGUGCUGGCACUAUUUUAGCAGGAGCACAUGUCUUUUCAGUUGCCCUUGUGAGUUGAUUUGUCCAUGUCUUUUUUCAACACCAUGUCUUUGAGCUUUGUGCUCGCACAGAGAUUGAGCUGGCUGUGUGGUCCCUGACAUCAGUUCCUUUAAACGUCUCAAGUGGAACCUGUAUCUCCUUCAUUCAUCAUUGAAAGUCUGUUGUUGACUGUGAUUUGACUUUGAGUUUUGCUAAGUUUUUUAAAGCUUUUUUUUUAAGUCAAGGUCUUUUAAUUGUUUUUUUUUUUUGAACAGUUUACAGCAAACAUAUAAACAUCAAUGAUGUGCAGUCUCAUUUUUGAACAGUGAAACACCUCCCCUCCAACCCAAAGCUCCAACAGAGCCCCUUUCCCAAUGUACUCCAUUUAACCCUUGUACCUUCUUUCCUCAGAAUCCCUAAUCUGGUAUUAGUGGCACGGAACUGCCACUGUCACUUAGUGGCCUGUAAAAUCAUCUAUAAAUGAAAAGUUGCCCUUUUCUUAUUAUGGCUGUCAUUAUUGACUUCUGCUCUAACCACUCAAAAGAAAAAAUCACUCAGUUUCAAACUUUUAACCCCUUUAAUUUUAGUGUAAACACACCGUAAAAAAUGCCAAAAAUUUUAAAAAGUGGUAAAAACAUUAAAAGAGUAAUGCAAAAUCAAAUUUCUUUGUGCAAGAUUAUCAGAACCUAUGAGUGGUAUAAGUAUGUGUAAAAUUAGUUUUAGUUGCAGUUUCAGUUUUUGUGUCACAGCAGAAAAUAAAAAAAAACGACUAAUCUGGCAUUAGUGGCACGGAACUGCCACUGUCACUUAGUGGCCUAUAAAAUCAUCUAUAAAUGAAAAGUUGCCCUUUUUUUAUUAUGGCUGUCAUCAGUGACUUCUGCUCUAACCACUCAAAAGAAAAAAUCACUCAGUUUCAAACUUUUAACCCUUUUAUUUUAGUUUGAACAUACAACGCAAACGUGUGUGUGUGUGCUUGCGCUCAGUGGAGCUAGUGAAGCGAGCUAACCUGACUCCGCCACGUGGUGGCGAUCGCUGUGUGUGCGCGUGUGCUUGCGCUCAGUGGAGCUAGUGAGUCGAGCUUUCCUGACUCCGCCACGUGGUGGCGAUCGCUGUGUGUGUAAGUGUGUGUGUGUGCGUGUGUGGAGUGUGUGUGUGGGGUGUGUGUGUGUGUUUGUGCUUGCUUACGAUCGGCGGAGCUGAGGGAAGGUAUCUCCAGAACAGGUGGCGCGGCACAGUAAUUAGUAUGAGAUACGUCGGACUGCCGGAUGCAAAACCCCGUUAACCGGAAGAAGAAGAGGUCGGCUACCACCUCCAGAGCAGCCAGCGGCUCCCCGCCUUUGCUGCCGCGGGCCUAAGGCUAUCUGAUCACGGGUAACGGGGCGGCUGUACCCGGGGCAACCUCGGACGCUUGGGGCGCAUGUGCCAUGAACGCAAUCGCUGGCUGUGACGAGCGCGCGCAAGAUCAUGCGCGUGCACAAACAUUUGCACACGAACACACACGACCAUGCACACACGGAAAACACUAACACAUGAAAAAAAAUACAUGCACACCUGAUUUAUUCACUUCUACAGUCUACUUUUGUUUUUUUGCAAAAAAUGGCCUCUCACUGAAGGUCAAUAACGGAUAUGAAAACAAAUGAAAUUUCAGCAUUCAUGAUUUGAAAAAAUUGAAUUGGAAAUAGACUCAAGAUAAAAUGCAAAAAAAUGGGGGGUAAAAUCUGAUUUGAACUCUUGUGGCGGUAUAUUACAAACAGGUAGCAGAUUUUCCUUCCAAAAGACUGCAUCUAUCAUAGGCUGUAGUUUACGGGUGUGUCAAACUGCCAAAAUGGUAAAAAAAAACAAAAAAACACCAGAAUAACAAAUUUGAGACAGUUUCAUGCCCAAAUAAAGUAAAAUGAUAAAAAUAAAAUAAAAAAUUGCUUCCUUUUAUUAGAGAUAAAGUUAUGUGCAUUUUUUGAUUUUUGAAUAUUGUAAUUUUUGUCAAAUUCCCAUAAGGAAUAAUGGGGUUUUGACCACCUGGCUAGAUCAGCCUCUAUUAUUCAUGAAAAAAAAGGUGCACCUUGUGGCUGAAAGUGCACAGUGCAUCUUUAAUGUCUUCUGAAAAGGGGGAAAACAGUCUUUGCUGAAAUUCAUUUUUUCCCACUGAUAUGGGUAUAUGUAAAGACAAGUGGUUUCCCAUUGGAAUGCAUGGGGCACUUGUGUGGCGCUAAUACCAGAUUAAGCAUAUUUGAAAAAAAAACACACAACCAUAGGGUUUUUUUUCUUCAAUUUCACGUAUAUCAUGCCUCAUCACAAAAUACACAUUUUCUAGGAAUUUCUUUGCAAGGGCAUUAAUAGAAAAAAAGUUGUAGCAUCAAAGAGAAGGCCUUACCCCUCCAGAAACCUUAAGAAGGUACAAGGGUUAAUAAAAGAAAAAAGAAAAAAAAUUAAAAUUAAAUAUAUGCAAAUAUGCACAAAAUCAUACAUAUGCCAGAUGGCAUACAAUUUCUGGUCAUUGCCUCUUGUGAUGUAACGUGUUUACUCAAAUGUCAAAUGAUCAAUAAUAUUAUUUAUCCAUGAUUUAAAAGUUGGAGGAUAUUUUCUUUCCAUUUAAACUGUAUCAGUGGACGUGCGAGAAGAGAGCCAAAAGCUAUCAUAAUCUUUGACUGACGGCUGAUACGUAGAUCAGGUGGUACAACUCCAGAAAUUGCUUUUAUAGGAGAAGGUUUUAAGGAUAUCUUCAAAACAUCUGUAGAAGUUGUAAAUAUCAAUUUCCAAAACUGGUCUUGUUUUGGGCAGGAACAAAACAUAUGUGCGAGGGUGCCUGGUGCUUGUCUACAUCAGUCACAUAUGGGAACAAAAGCAGGAGCAUUUUACAUAGCCUGACUUUGGAGGAUGGAGGCGACGCAAAAUCUUGAAUUGAAUCACCGCAUAUCUUAAGCAAAUAGAAGAAGAAUCUAUUUUUUCUAAAGCUUCUUCCCAGACUUUCUCAAAAAACUCUGUCUCCAAUUCUUCUUCCCAACAUUUCUUUAAGUCAAAGGUUCCACGUCUUAAGAAUUAAUUAAUAAAGUUGCUACAUUUUUGUCUUUUAUUUAGUGGUUAUUUAGUGUUUCAUUUGAUGAAAUUACAAAUGAAAGUCUGUAUUUGGUCAGCGUUGUUUGGAGGCCUAUAGACAUGAAUAAAUCAAUCAUUACAAUCAUUAUCUGUCUUACCAGCGGACUGCUCAGGUCCCAUAUACCGAAGCCGGGGGCUGACACGGAGACCAGCAGACAUCCCUCCGAUUGACCCUGCUGUCCUAUUGGAUCUUCAGAAGCACACACAGGAAGUGGCUCAAAGUGUGGAGAUGAUGAUGCGAAGCCUCAAUGGAACCAUCCAGAACGUGAGUUCCAAACUAGAUUAGGAAGUGAUAUUUGCAGUGCUGUUCAAGCCCCCCUCCCUUGUUGUCUUUGACACUAGCUAGUUUUUUUUGGAUCAGCCUCUCAUUGGUUUGUUUCUCUCUAUUCCUCCAGAUGACCGCCUUGAGUGUUGGCUACAUUCAGACCUACAGAGACUCAGUUGACAGUCUGGGGGAGUCUGUGGACAUGAGUAUAAAGGUGAAUUUUGUCUUGCUUUGUGUUUGUUUGUUUGUGACAGGAAUUAAGUGCAUGCAUUAAGUAAUUCUUUUAAACUUCCUAAAUUACAGGGUAUAGUAAUCCUUUAAUUUUUGCCCAGGACUACAAGAAUGUAUUUCACAGGGCAUAAACUAUUUUGGGGGGAGAAACAGGAAAUGUAGACCGUGGGGGUGACGAGCACUAGGUUCUGUUUGAUCUUGGAAUCAAUUCGACAGUCAGUGCGAUGAAGACUGUAGCAAGUACAUAAAGUACCUGAGGGAGCAGACCACAGAGUGGCCUCGACAUAACCAGUCUGUCUUUGAGUAAGCCAGCUGAGCAAAGUCUGAAGUUUGACUCACAGAUGCCAUCAUGAAACGGGAUUAUAAACUUGAGAGGAAAUAAUGAACACAGACAAAAAAGUUAUUGUAGUGUUGCUGCAACCCAGGAAGGAAAGGAAAAAAAAACUGUGCCACUCUGUAAAUGAAUUUAUCAGUUUUACCACAUGAUAAAGGCCGAGUGCCACAUAAUUGACGGGUGCUGAGUCUAUCAGCAAAAAAACAAGGGGAGGGAGACGGGGCAGGGGCUAUUUAUGAACAAAGCAAAUUAAUGAAGAUGGACGGGACAACAUAACCAGGUCUCACUGAGUGUGGAGUAAGUGGAUUUGGCCGUGUUAAAAGAGAGCCAGCUCUGAGACACAUAGAAACUUUCAGUUUUGGCUCAACACAACUGGCUACUCUUACACACACACACACACACACAUCCACCCCAUCCCAUCCCACUGUCUGCCACCAAAGCCAAACCAGAGCCCCAACAAACAUUAAAAUAGACUCUGUAGAGACCCAAACCAGGAAUGUGAAAUGUUGAAGGGCCACAGAGGCUUUCAACUGUGUAAUAGAAAGGACAUUACAGUAUGUCGCCUCAGGGCAACUGUGGACAAGUCUGUCCAAGUCUUGAUUCCCUGUGCCGCCAUCAUUUUAUCUCCCUCUGGUUUAUGGCUGAUGUCUUUAUUUGAGGAUUAGCUUUUUCAUGGCUUGUACUUUUUUCCUCCUUCAGGGCAUGUACACACUUAUGGCUCGCUGUGAGGAGCUGGAUCGUUCCAUGCAGCCCAUACACACCUUGGCUGCACAGAUCCGUGACAUCAAACGCACCCUGGAUGCUCUGGAGGCGAUCUGCAAAUAACUCUACCGGUCCGGUACAAAUAACACACAACCCAGCUGCACAGCUCUGACAUCAAGCACACCCUAAACAAGGCUGCCUGCAAGUAAUCCACCCUCCUGCAGGGAAUAUACACACACUGCAGCGAAGAUUCAGUACUCCUCUGGAUCCCAGGAACCAUUGCUAUUAGGCAUGCUGGAUGAUUGCGCUCUUUGUCCCUCUGCUUGUUCAUUGUUUGAAGGUGACCCCGUUUGUGUUGUAAGAAUAUGGUCGAGUUGGCCUUGAUUUGUUCUUGGGGCUGAGCUGUCUCGUUUUUAAUUUUUUAAUGAAACAACCUCACUUUCUCUAAAGAAUCCAUCAUGAAACUCACAAUUAACCGGUUUGGGAGAUGUUUUGCCAGGACACAUAUAUACACACAUGCACUUACACACCUUCAAAUCCAAUAAAGGGGUGGGUAGAUACCCUUUUCUCCCAACUCACACUCCAGGGUGAACUCGCGCGUUGUUAUCCGUCCAGCCCUCUUGGUUCAGAUUGCACUAACCUUUCCUUCCCACAUGGGGGCGAUGUCUUUCUCUUUGUCUGGCUGAUGGAGAGGCCAGUAGGAACUGCUCAGAAGACAGUGACUUUUGCACAGGAACAGAAAGUCUAUUUUUUAAUCUUAUGCAAAAAAGAUCAGAUUUCUUCACUGCAGGAUAAAAGAGGGCAAGGGAGCAUUAUUGUCUGUACGUCUGUCUGCUUGUGUGUCUGUCUUUUUCAUGUGUUUAUUUAUUUAUUCAUUUUCUCAGCAUGCUCAUGUUUUUCAAAUAUACUGGUACUUGGUGUCACUUGGGACUGACCAGUUUGGCUGGAUUUCUCCCUCUGACAACCACUGAACAGCUUCACUGGAGCGUUUGAAGUCAAAGCUCAAAUCCAACUUAAAGGUACUCAAAGAAAGUCUGAAGAAAGUCGUUUGUUUUUUUUCUAAGACUGUCUGAGUGAAAAUGCAUGUCUGCUUCCUUACCUGUAUUCUUUAAUUUGGACAAAGAUUGAACUUCCUCACCUGUCACGUAGCAGUCCAAAAUGUUUGUAAAAAUGUAGCUGGAAAACUAUCUUACAUAGCUUUAUGAUGCGACUUUAGGUAUAAAAGCUCACUGAACCUGGGAUUUGACUUUGAAAUGUCUCCAAUUCAAAGAGCAUUUGCAUUAUUUAACCAAUUUGAAGAUUUUUCAUGAAAUCUUUUAGAAGCUCACAUGUUGCUCUGAGCAUCAGUAACUGGAUCAUGGUUUUCAGCUCUGAAUUACCCAACUCAAAAACAUAUACAGUCAUGACAAACACACCAUCUAAAACCAUGAAAUUCUUGGAGCCAGAUAAGAAUUUGCAGCUAAUCUUCAGCUCUAUAUGAAUUACUUUGGGCUUUGGACUGUAAUCGAGUUUUACUUACGUUUCUCAUCAUGAAUAAAACUAUUCAUUCUGCUUCAGCUGCUUUAAUAUGCGAAGCUUACAAAUGAAAAUCCUGCAAAUUUGAUUCAAAUCAGUUCAGGUCUGUAACUUAUUGUAUGGCUUUGUCACAGAAGAAUAAAACAAUCAGAAGUUGAACUGCUGUGCGGCAUCUCCUCGCUUAUUUUUGCUUCAACACAGCGGACAGGACUCUUUCUUUCACCAAAGAAAAACUUCAUUUGGGAAUAACAACUGGUAGGAUUUUCUUUGCAGCCUUCAGAUCUGAAGAAAUUUUGAUUUGUUCUGCUUUUAACAGAAUAAAAAGGAGUCAUUUCUGUUCGUGUUUUACUCAUUGUUGAAUCCACUGAACAACUGCAGGGUCGUCUUUUCUUGACUAAGCCGAAGCAGUUUGUUCUCAUAAAGCAUUGUACCUGAAGAAGAGACUGUGGUUUGUCUGUCAUUGCACUGGUGUGUAGCCUUGUACUAGAUUAUGCUAUUUGUACUACAGUGUCAUACUUUUACAUGUGCACUUGUUACUGCUGGCAGAAAGCCUGUAACCUGACAUGAGUGGUGAUGGUGUUGUGAUAACUCUGUUAAACUUAACUUUUUCAGAUUUCCAACACUCUUACUGAAAGAUUUUCAAAUCAACUACUGAUGUGGAAUUUGGGAAAUUCAAUCAGCUGAGUCAUGUUAGGGCAAUACUGCAGGCAAAUAAAGAAGACAUUUUAUAAUUGGCCUUGUACUGUCACUCAAUGCUACACCUGCUGAUGUGUUUUCACCACUUCUACAAAAGGUAGUUAUUGGCUUCCCCAAAAGCCCUUAACCUCCUGCUACUUUCCCUGUUAGCAAGGAUUCAAGAAAAUUGUCAGGAGACAUACAACUAAGAAAAGUAGCACCAUUGAAGAGCUGGCAUUCAAGAGAAAAAAGAUCCUGGAUCCCCCUGAUGUUACUGAAAUUGGUCAAACUUGGUUAUGGUUGUACACCUUUUUGCAGAUAAGAGUAAAACUGUCCAGAAAACCGAUAUUUUGGAGUCUUAGUAGAUUUCUGAGGUGUGAGAGGACCUAAAGAUGGAAGACAUGAGAGGAAAUGACAUCUUGUCAUCCAUGAUAUUAUAUAUAUAUAUAUACAUAAUAUAUAUAUAAAUGUAUAAUUAAUUUCUGUUGUAAAAUCAGAUGCGCCUGUGUACAUAUUGAUCUCUUACUGUAACUAAAAAAUGAUUUAGAUACCCUUUGUCUUGAGUGUAUAUUUUAAUGAAAAAUAACAAAUAAAUUUACAUGAGCUGCAAAAA